AUGGAUGUGGUGUAUGCGAUUUGUCUGGCUUUGCGAUUGAGAAUAUCUUUCCUGCAUCCAAUCACCAAGAAGGAAGUCGUGGAUAUCAAGAACAUCCAGCAGUACUUCUGCGGGAGUUUCAUUUGGUGGCUGCAAGUCAUCAGCUCUUUCUCCUAUCUGUGGUUAGGACUGGGUGCAACCCUCUUGCUGAACAACCUCAAGAUCAUACGAGUAGGCCCAUUGCUUCGGGCGCCUGAUGCGCUUUGGAGGUGGGAGGACAAUAUUGUGGUCCGGCUUGGUCGACCCGUAGUGCUGCUGGUCUUGGGGGCUCACUGGACAGCAUGUCUUCUCUUCACCCUGGGUGGCUUCAGACAGGAACUGAUCAAUCGAGAGGAAGAAUUUGAAACCAACUUUGAUAUGGGCUACGGUAUUUCAGGUCAAGUGUCAGGAGGCGUGUCGCUGUAUUUCAUGGCCUUUGUGGAAGCCCUGUACAUGCUGACAGGAUCUUUGGAUAAUCCUUUGGGCGACGGAGGUCCACGCAACAAGGACUUUGGAUCCUUGCUCAUGGUGUCAAUCUUCGGACCUGCAGGAUGUGUGGUUGUGGCGCUGUUUAUUUCUGCCAUUAUGCGCGAGCAGCAACGCGCUUUCGCUUUAGAUAGCAAACAUGAAGAGAACAAGGCCUUCAUGGAGCGAGCGUUGCAGAUCCUGGAGAUUCCACCCGAGUUGCAGCAGCGUGUGCUGAGCAUGCACCUCUUCCAGAAGUUCGAGCAUGACGUCGAGGCCUUCAAUUCGCUCUUUGAAAAGAAGAACUUGAGCAAAGCUCUGGAGAACACACUCCUGGUGUAUCUCUACCGGGAGACAGUGGUCUGUUCGCCCCACUUCAAGAACAAGGAUCCCAACUACAUCAUCGCUGUUGUCAACGUGCUGGAGGACCAGGUCUUUUUGCCUGGAGAUUAUGUGGUGCGAAAAGGUGAGGUGGCACAGUCGAUGUACUUUGUCAGUCGAGGGUGGCUUACGAUUCUCAUCCCUGAUCAUGCAGAGGAUGAAAACAACGUGGAAAAAGCCAAACCCAUCCCACAACGACUGGGAGUUGGUGCUCAGUUUGGUGAGAUUGCCUUGGUGAAAGACACUGUUCGAACUGCCUGGGUCCGUGCAGAUACUUAUGUCAUUGUCUCUGCUCUACCAUCAAGUUCCAUUAGGCAUGUGUGGGAUUUCUAUCCCGAAGAGCGACUUGAGCUCUUGCGAACUGUGGAAAGACAUGCAGAACGAGAUCGAAAGCGUCGAGUGAAGCAACGAUGGGAAAAAGGUUUGGGAGGCGCUACGGUGACGCCCUGGAAAGCCCGAGGAACGCCUAUGAGGGGGUCCAUGACCGUAGCCCAGCCGGAGCAGCCGGAGCAGCCGGAGGCUGCAAAGACUGUACGAUUCGACGGCAGCGACAGUGAAUCACAAUCACCGCGAAGUUUUAAGACCAAAAGUGUCGACACAAAUGAAACCAGCGACACUCGAGAGAUGAUCUCAGAAAGUGGACUUGGCCGAAAGCUGCAGGCCAUUGAAAGUCGCAUGGAUGAGUUGCUGCGUCGUCAGAAUUCCCUGGAGCGCAACGUCUCUGAGUCCUUGAAACAGCAUAAGGACGACCAUGCAGAACUCCUGUCAACUCUCAGAGGUUGGCAAGAAAGGGAUCAGCCUUCAUUUGGUCACGAGGAGCAGUGGCACGAAGACCAAGGAAGGUCGCAGGAGCGAAAGGUGAAACGCAAGCAGCGCAAGACCGCCAAACCCUGCGUUGACCUCACGCCGCUGGCGAAGAUGGAGGUCGGUCCAUAUCCGCAGACAACUGUUGUGCUGGAGUCGAUGCCGCCGGAGGACCCACCCCCAGCGGUUGCACCGGAUGAGAAUGAGUCAGUGAUUUUGCAGCUCAACUUUCCUGGAGAUCCACCUCAACCAAGUGAGCUGGUAAGGGUUGGGGAUGUCAAGUCUACUUAG
Molecule: messenger RNA, 1959 nt
Organism: Cladocopium goreaui
Lineage: Eukaryota; Dinophyceae; Suessiales; Symbiodiniaceae
Source: the annotation of a GenBank genome assembly